AUGAAACAGCGAUUAAAUAAAUCAUCAAUUUUAGAAGAAUUAGAAAAUAGUAGAAAAGAAUAAUUGCAGGAAGAAAACAAGAAAAUUCUCUUAAUAAAAGAAAGAAUUAGAAGAGAGCAAAUUGCAAUAUAAAAUAAAGAUAAUGAAUUAAGAUAAAUUUAAGAGCAACUUCAUAAAUAAAUCAUGUCAUCUAAAAAACAUCUCUGCUAACCAAUCAAUUUCAGUUCAAUUUUAUUACAUUAAUAACAAUAUGAUGGUAAUAAAAUUGUUAGAGAAAUGGAAAGAUAAAAUAAAAAAAAGUCGGUUCCAUAAAUAGAGUUUUAGAAAUCAAAUACUUACAUUAAAUUACUCCAUGAAUAGCAAGAGGAGUAAUUAAAAUUAAUUGCAAAACGAUAACAAAUAAAAGCUAGAAAAUAGGUAUAAUCAAAGUAUUCAGAAAUUGUUAAAGAGAUUUAUUCAAGGCCAAUUAUAAAGACUUUUCAUGAGGAUCCUUCAGAUGCAUUCAUUUUCAACUCAAAAUCUAAACCUAUUUCUUUACAUGAAUAAUCUAAUAAAACCAGUUCUGAAGUUAGUCAAUUAUAAUAAAUAGAUAAAUAUUUAAUAAAAAAACUAGAAAAAAUACUCUAGGUAGAAGAAAAGCUAGAAGAAAAAAAACAGCCAGAAAUCAAAAUAAAAGUUAGGCAUCAAUAAGUGUAAAAAUUGUCUCCUAUUCCAUAACCUUAAUGCAAGAAAAAAGAUUAAGCUGAGGGUAUUCACAUACAUAAAAAGGUGUAAGAAAUAUAACCAGCAUAAUGGGUAACAAAAUUACAAUAUUUAGAGAAACAUUUUCGAUGAUAGUCUAAUUUCUUCUUAGGACAGAGUGUAAAAGACUUUAGAUUAAAUAAAAUUGUUAAAUAACGAAGCUUUAAAGUUAGAGGAGGAAACUAAUACAAAAAUCAAUGUUGAAAAAGAAGAGAAAUUAAAUAAUUUACUUAUAAAUCAGAUACAGGCUAGAUUGGCAUUAUUGGAUAACUUUAAUUGA
Paramecium primaurelia is the source of this 1021-nucleotide messenger RNA. Lineage: Eukaryota; Ciliophora; Oligohymenophorea; Peniculida; Parameciidae. The record is from the annotation of a GenBank genome assembly.